Messenger RNA from Daucus carota subsp. sativus, 705 nucleotides. RefSeq lists its product as uncharacterized. Lineage: Eukaryota; Viridiplantae; Streptophyta; Magnoliopsida; Apiales; Apiaceae. Gene Ontology annotation, molecular function: RNA-DNA hybrid ribonuclease activity; nucleic acid binding. The coding region runs from base 1 to 705 and encodes 234 amino acids. The record is from RefSeq and is a predicted model, not a curated record. The transcript has a single exon.
AUGGUAUUUGAUUCGGAAGACAGCUCAAAGUGUGCUCAGGUAUUCAUGGUCUGUUGGACCAUAUGGAGAGCAAGAAACGAUUUAGUCUGGAACCAGAAGUAUACAAAGGUUGGUAGAAUAGUUGCAGAAGCUAUGCAACACCUUACACAAUGGAAUAUUGCCCAGAGUAGGUGGUCACAGGCCAGUCUCCGUCCAGAUGUUGAAGGAGAUGGUGCUUCCGUUUGGGCUCGUCCUUUACCAAACAAAGUUAAGGUGUCUGUUGAUGCAGCUGUUUUCAAUGACCGGGAUGCAGUUGGUUUUGGAUUGAUAGCGAGAGGAACUGAUGGCCGGCUUAUCACAGCAAAGUCCAUAGUGCACCCCCAUCUGGUGUCUCCUGUCACUGCGGAGGCAAUGGCAAUCAAGGAAGCUUUAAGCUGGAUUGAUGAUAUGCAGUGGCCACACGUCACAGUGGAGUCCGACUGCUUAGUGGUAGUACAGGCCAUUCGCAGUAAAACUCCAAUGAGGUCACAUCUUGGAGGAAUUAUUGAGGAGUGUCGUAGGUUAUUGACACAGUUUCACAAAGUUUCUUUGUUUUUUGUUAAACGAUCUGCGAAUAUGGUUGCUCAUCAGUUAGCUCGAGAAUCAUAUGAUUACCCAGGUCGUAGCUUUGACAGGUGUUCUGUCCCUGUUUCUAUUCAAAAUUGUAUUGAGUUGGAUUUGAAGUAA